Messenger RNA from Penicillium maclennaniae, 1176 nucleotides. Its product is annotated as cystathionine beta-lyase. Gene Ontology annotation, molecular function: pyridoxal phosphate binding; carbon-sulfur lyase activity. Gene Ontology annotation, biological process: transsulfuration. Lineage: Eukaryota; Fungi; Ascomycota; Eurotiomycetes; Eurotiales; Aspergillaceae. Gene Ontology annotation, cellular component: cytoplasm. Bases 1 to 1176 code for a protein of 391 amino acids. The record is from RefSeq and is a predicted model, not a curated record. The transcript is spliced from 2 exons.
AUGGGGUCAAUCAAAGCGUCCGAUGAUGCAUCCAAGUUCAUUUUGACAGCAGAAGCCUUGAACCAGGCUCUGCCCCAAAUGCAUGUGUCCACAAGAGCAAUUCAUGCCGAUGACUUUGUCAGUUCCCAUCGUGCGAUUGCCCCUGGCAUGCAUACGGCGGUCAACUUUCGCUAUGCACGCGACCCAGAUAAUCUUGUGCCGGAGGAAAACAAAGAUGCAAGUUCCCUGAAGAUUGAGUUGCCGAAUGCCCCUUAUGACUCCCACGUAUAUUCUCGCUACACGGCACCAAACACCAAUCGCUUGGAAGUCCUGCUGAAAAAUAUCAUGGGUGGAGAAGUGAUCACUUACUCGACCGGACUAUCCUCCUUCCACGCCAUGGUUGUUCUCCUCAACCCGAAGAAAGUAUUCAUCGGUGAUGGAUACCACGGGUGCCAUGGAGUUCUGGACAUCAUACAUCGAUUGACAGGGGUUCAAAAGCUGGACCUGACAGAUGUCGAUCAAGCUGGACCUGGUGAUAUGAUCCACGUUGAAACGCCCCUUAAUCCCACGGGCGAAGCUCGCAACCUUGCCUAUUAUCGAGCAAAGGCGACUGAAAAGGGUGCCUACUUGACUGUCGACGCAACUUUCGCACCGCCCCCGCUACAAAACCCUCUCGACUUUGGAGCAGAUAUUGUGAUGCACAGUGGAACAAAAUACGUUGGGGGCCACUCAGACAUGCUUUGCGGUAUUCUGGUCAUUCGUCCAGAUCAUGUCGAGGAAGGAUGGCUGAAGACGCUUCAUAAAGAUCGUCAAUACAUUGGAAGUGUCAUGGGAAGCUUUGAGGGCUGGCUUGGGAUCCGAUCCGUUCGCACUAUGCAGCUUCGAGUGGCUCGGCAGGCACAAACAGCAGAGAGACUGGCUAAGUGGCUACAUGAGCAGCUGCAAGACCCCAAAUCCCCAGUUGGCAAGGUUCUGAGUCAUGUCAAGCAUGCCUCGCUGCAGGAGGAUGAUUUGAAGGACGGAUGGCUGCGCAAGCAAAUGCCUGGAGGCUUUGGCCCGGUCUUUUCCAUGUGGGCCAAGAAUCCGGAUCAUGCUCGUCGUCUGCCCACCAGGAUGUUUGUCUUCCAACAUGCGACUAGCCUGGGGGGGCGUGGAGAGCCUGAUGGAAUGGCGUACUAUGAGCGAGGCAGGCUGUGA